Molecule: messenger RNA, 993 nt
Organism: Rhodofomes roseus
Lineage: Eukaryota; Fungi; Basidiomycota; Agaricomycetes; Polyporales; Fomitopsidaceae
Exons: 1
Coding region: 474-854 (126 amino acids)
Cellular component (GO): myosin complex
Molecular function (GO): cytoskeletal motor activity; ATP binding
Source: RefSeq, a predicted model, not a curated record
CAGACGCGUGCGCUUCCUCGCUCACCCAUCUCGCACUGCGACUCUCGUCCCUGUUCCUGAGCCUCGACCCGGAUGGCCAUCCGACAACCGUGAUGAGCUCGCUAAAUCGCUGUAUGCUCUCCUCUUUGCCCGGCUUAACGAGCACAUCAAACAACGUCUCUGCCGCGACGACUUCAACACCUUCAUUGGCCUGUCAGUGUUCGACCUCCCGGGACCACAGAACCUCACCAGCCGGCCGAAUUCCCUCGACCAGUUCUGCAUCAAUUUUGCCAACGAGCGACUGCAGAACCCGAUACAGAGGGAGUUGUUCGAGAGCCACGUCGCCGAGUACAAUAGCGAGGGGAUCUCGCGUUCCGCAGGCGCCCUACUUCGACAACUCGGAAUGCCUUCGUUUACUGCAGAACAAGCCAGGCGGUCUGAUUCACAUCAUGGAUGAUUAGGCACGUCGUCUACCGAAGAAGAGCAAUCACACGAUGGUCGAGGCGUUCACGAAGCGGUGGGGCAACCACUCGUCAGUCAAGGCAUGUUCCAUCGACCGCACCGGUUUCCCCACGUUCACCGUCAACCACUUCGCUGGCCCCGUUACCCAUUCCUCGGAGAGCUUUCUCGAGCGCAAUCUCGAGGCACUCAACCCCGACUUCGUCUCGCUCCUCCGAGGCACGAGUGCGGGCGAGGGACCCCCGGCGGACGGCUCCGGAUCGUCCAAUCCCUUCGUCCGCAGCCUGGAUCUCGCGACGACGACGAAGCGGGAGAUCAGGACGAAACUGGAGCAGCGCUUUUGGAUGGACCUGUCGGCGCGCAAGCGGGUGGUGAACGAGGCGAUUGACCGGGUGCUGCUUUCGCGCGCGGGCUGAGCAGUGAGUGGACUGGAUUUGCAUAGACAUGGACAGGAUUGACUGCAUAUUUCUCGGAAGUUGGCUUGUUCUUUUCUCCUUUUCGUGGUACGCUCGCGCAUCGGAUUGUUGCUCUCUCGCUCAUGCAGAACGGACCUCC